Molecule: messenger RNA, 1584 nt
Organism: Fusarium tjaetaba
Lineage: Eukaryota; Fungi; Ascomycota; Sordariomycetes; Hypocreales; Nectriaceae
Exons: 2
Coding region: 1-1584 (527 amino acids)
Molecular function (GO): zinc ion binding; nucleic acid binding
Source: RefSeq, a predicted model, not a curated record
AUGUUUUCGGAACUUUCAGUACGACACCGUUGGAGGCUGUCCAACAGUGAGGGCGACGAGUCGUCCGCCCCAGGCUUACACAAACGUUUCACCAAACGCUUCUCGCAUUUCUGGAGACGUAAACGAGACAGGUUCGAGGCCAAAGUGGCUGCGAAAACAAAGCAAGCAGGGGAUGCACCGUCAAACAAUGGAAAUGGUGAUCACAAGUCAAUUGGCCAGCGAGUGCCCUACAAAGCCUUGAGCCUACUUUUCAAGUCAGGCUACCCUGUACCUGACAUCCUGGCCGGCGCGAGGCUGCAGUGUCAGCAAAAUGUUCUCCAUACGCACAGUGGCCAUCUGGGGGAUUUUGGCCCAGCCUCACGCAUCGGCCCGUUCUCGACGUUGGGUCUUGCCCCUCAGAAGCUAAACUUCUGUACAGGGGAUCAUUACAGGGCUGCUACUGGGGGGCCCUCUAGUCACAAAAGGCCACCAGGGAGCCCUGGGAAGUACGGCAGCAACAGCAAGAAGCCACGCAAGGAGAACAAACAACCCGCCGACAGAGCCCAGAAUGGCGCAAAUGGUGAUGGCGCCGAGGGCAGCGGCGACGAGUCCCCGAGCGACACAGAUAGUGAUGACGGCGAGGACGAUGAAGGUGAUUCCAGCCGCGAUGGGCCACGUUAUCCGCUACCCACAAGUUCUCCCGACCGCAAAAGGAUCCUUGCAUGCCCAUUCCACAAGUAUCAUCCAGCUCGGUACUGUAAAUGCAAAGGUCUCCGCAUAACGUCCAUCAGCUAUGUUAUUCAGCACAUCAGCAGAGGCCACGUAUUGAAAGAAGUGAGGAUGGAUGUACAGGAGACCACUCAUUCAACGGAUGACAGUCCCACUCGCCCGGAAAAGACGAAAAGCCCCGAUAAGAUCGUUUACUACUGUCCGACAUGCCGGUAUGAGUUCCACGGCCGUGGGGCUGAUAUGAGAUGGGAACGCCACACGGAUAAAGGAUGCAAGACAAAAAGCAUUGCGGACACGGGCGUUUUGCUACCGGCAGAGUUCGAAAAACUCAAAAAAGAGGUCACUGCAGCGUCUGGCAACGAUAAAUGGGACAGGAUAUGGAAAACAUUAUACCCAGGAAUAACGACACCAUCCCCGUACAACGAGGCAGAACCUGUUGCUCCGUUGACUGAUGCACAGCCACAAAACAAUAUCCAACAUGACCCGCUUCUCGGAGCUGUCAAUGAGCCUUACCACCAUCCUCCACAAGAUUUCGGUCAGCGAGGAGUGGAUUUUCCGCAAAACCCUCACAAUUAUCUGACCGAUGACCCAUUUGCCGACAUGUUUAAUGUCUCCUGUGGUACGGCGGAUGAGUUUGGGGAUGCGAACCAUGCUACAAGCCACAUCCCGAACCCCGCACCGCCUAAUUUGCAGAUGAUCAGGCCAGUGCCAGACUUGACCCAGUGGUCCAUGCCGCCAACACAAAAUCCGCCUUUUCCCAAUAAUAACUGGAACAACUUCACUACAAGCAUCAUCUGUCGCGUCUGUGGCAACGCUGGUCAUGUAGCUCGCGAUUGUCCUGGCCAACACCAGAACAACUUCCGUGGCCCUCAAUGA